GCUGAAACCAAUUUGCUUGACAAUAAUUCAAUUGCUUGCUAAUCAACUCUCUCUUGUCCACAUUCAAUACCUCAUUCAGCAGAAGCUAAUCGACUCACAAGGGGCGCUGUUUUCUGGGAUUCGGGGUUCGGUGUUACGACUUGGAAAUAACGCUAACCGGCUUACAAAUGGGAUAUUGAGGAAUGAUGUGAUCUGCAAAACUUUGGGAGUUGAGCAGUUAGUUAACCAAGGAGUUCAGACAACCAACAGCAGUGGACAGUCCGCGGAUGCGCUAAUAAUUGGCGGCUUUAACGGAGUUUAACCUAACCUUUCGGGGGUGCUGUGCCUACGGAGUAGUGUGCUCGCUGUCUUCUGGACCGUUGCUACUCCCCUGAUCUGGGCGCUGGCGAAGCCACGCUCCCAAGGCUACCUGAACGUGAGCUAGCUAUCUAACAGUUACCCAGUCAUCCUAUCGGGAGCUUUUGUUUCGUGUUGGCGUGCAGGGCCAGCACCCAAUUUCCGAUGACGACAAAUGAGUCAAUCGUCCUCAUCCCCCCCGCCCAGGGUUCGAGAAUCGCCUAACACUGGUGGGCCAGUCGACGGUGAUGCUUCUUCAGAUGUCUGCCGGUUUUAUGCUGCGACAAGGACAGUAAAGCCGAGAACAUGAAGCUAAUCGAUGUUGGGGCGGUUAACUCGUUCCCUCUCCGGAGGAAGUACUCCGUAACUAGUUGCUUCACAACUGUUAUCCCCACCCCAGUCGCGUAUCAGCUUAGACGCGAAUCGAGGAUGAUGCAAUCGACCCAUGAUUCAAACCAAAUUUAUAUUAGCAGGGAAUCCACAGUAACUUUGCCUGACUCGGAGUAGCUGGUUGGAGAUCUAAGUUAUCACAUAUCCACCACGUCUGACAAAUGCAAUCAAAACGUAAAAAAUUCUUCAUUCAGCCAGUCGGAGCUCAUACAGGAUUCUACAUAUAAGUAAGCUACAUUCCAAUUGAUGAUCAUGGAAUUCAAUGAAUAUCUUUUCUUCUGUUUUUCAUUUCUUUUCAUUCUACGCUGUCGAUUCAAAACGACCUGACAGGUUUCACCAAAAAUUCUCCCUUCGCCAGAAAAGAAAGCCAGCUGCGAAGCAUACCUGCUGUUUCCUGCAUAAUCAAUUCAGUACUUUGUGCGAGCUGCUGGCGUGACCAAGCUUGCUCGGUACUGGGUGAGUUGAAGCUUCGUUGGAAGCUUGGGCGGUGUGUGUCACAUCAGUUGCUCGGACCAGAUUGCGAUCCCGAUAAAACAAAUACCAUAUUUUGUUCGGACUGGGCAUCCCAACAAGUGAUCAGCGUCCCUUCCUGACAGCAGAGGUGAUUCGAACCGGCACGGUAAUUUCAAUCACACUUCGUCCCUUUUGGCUAGACCGGAUUUCCCCAGAAUGGCAUCCCCGUCCAACACAGGUGCCGACAUCGAAGGGGUGGGAAAAUCGACUGAUUGGACAAGCCCCUCGCAGAUAUCUGUGGACACAGAUCCAGAGAUAGCGCUAUCCGAAUCGAGUCGCGGGGGUAGAUGGGGCGAAUAUGAAGAGGGCGACCCGGUCUCUCGUCGUCGCGCCAUGGAGGAAUUUGCUGAAAUGUCGAAGGAGUUAACGAAACUGAGUCUACAAAAGAGCAAGUCUUCAGCAAAGAGAAGGAAAAGUUUUGUCCGCCAAUCUACCGCCCACUCUACAAUGAACCAGGAAAAGGAUAUCGAUAUUGAACGUGACUCGUUGGAUUCAGCGUUAUCCGUGAAGGGCGAUUUCGAACUGAGCGAAUUCUUGAGAGAUGGACGUCUAGAACGGAGAACAACGGCAGGAGGCCCUGGGAAAAAGAUUGGCGUAGUCUUCAAAAAUCUGACCGUCGAGGGGAUUGAUGCUACCUCAUCGUUUGUCAAGACGCUUCCGGAUGCUGUGAAGGGAACCUUCGGGCCUGACCUUUACAAUCUUAUUACUCGCUUCGUUCCGGGACUAAGAUUCGGAAAACCACCCCCGACUCGCAGUCUCAUUCACGAUUUUACGGGAGCUCUCAGAGAUGGGGAAAUGAUGCUGGUCCUCGGAAGGCCUGGUGCUGGAUGCACCACCUUUCUAAAAGCCAUCGCCAACAAUCGAUCAUCUUUCGCGGCUGUCCUGGGAGAUGUCAGCUAUGGUGGGAUCUCGGCGGCAGAGCAAGACAAACAUUUUCGAGGGGAGGUCAAUUACAAUCCCGAAGACGACCAACAUUUUCCUGCUUUAACCGUAGAGCAGACCCUCAGGUUCGCUCUGAUGAACAAGACAAAGAAGCGAGACCAAGAUUCGAUCCCAAUAGUCAUCGACGGGCUGUUGAAAAUGUUCGGGAUCAGUCACACCAAAAACACCAUCGUGGGCAACGAGUUUGUCCGUGGCGUUUCUGGUGGAGAGCGCAAGCGUGUUGGCAUCGCAGAGACCCUGACUACCAAAUCAUCGGUUGUUUGCUGGGAUAAUUCUACCCGGGGCCUCGAUGCCAGCACUGCUUUAGAUUAUGUCAAGUCUCUCAGGGUCAUGACGGAUGUCAGCAAUCGAACCACAUUUGUUACACUUUACCAGGCAGGAGAGGGAAUUUACGAGCUGAUGGAUAAAGUUAUGGUUAUCGAAGAAGGCCGCAUGCUAUACCAAGGGCCCGCUAAUAAAGCAAAGGCUUAUUUCGAAGGUCUAGGAUUCUACUGCCCAGAACGAUCAACAACGGCGGACUUUCUUACUUCCUUGUGCGACCCCAUUGUUCGCCAGUUCCAGCCCGGCCGAGAAGCUUCGACUCCUAAGACCUCCCAAGAACUAGAAGCAGCAUUCAGACGCAGUGACAUUUACAAAGAUAUUCUGAAGGAGGUUGAUGACUAUGAGAACCAGAUUCUAGACACUGAUUGUUCUGACACUCGUCAAUUUCAAAAGCACGUUGGCGAAUCAAAAAGCAAAACCGUCUCCAAGCGGUCAAAUUACACGGUCUCAUUCGCACGGCAGGUCAUGGCUUGCACGAAACGAGAAUUUUGGCUCUUUUGGGGCGACAAAGCCUCUCUGUACACCAAGUUCUUCAUUGUCUUUGCUGUUUCUCUCAUUGUCGGUUCUCUCUUUUACGGCCAGUCUCUUGAUACCGGUGGAGCAUUCUCUCGUGGCGGAUCCUUGUUCUUCUCCAUUAUUUUCCUUGGGUGGCUUCAGCUCACCGAGUUGAUGCCGGCCGUCUCUGGUAGAACAAUCAUUGCGAGACACAAGGACUAUGCCUUUUAUCGUCCUUCUGCCGUCGUUAUCGCUCGCGUCCUCGUCGACAUUCCAGUCAUUUUUGCAAUGCUCGUGGUGCUCGCCGUAGUGGAAUAUUUCCUCAUGGGAUUGGACGUCGACGUUUCCAAGUUCUUCAUUUAUUGUUUGUUCGUCUAUGUUACAACGAUAUCUAUCACAGCUAUGUAUCGCAUGUUUGCCGCGUUCUCAGCCACCAUAGACGAUGCUGUCCGAUUUGGAGGAAUAGCUCUUAACUUACUCGUUUUCUACGUUGGAUACGUGAUUCCGAAGCAAGCUUUGCUUGAUGAUUCCCCCUGGUUUGGCUGGCUGCUAUACGUCAACCCCCUAUCGUACGCAUUCGAGGCCGUCCUGGGUAAUGAAUUUUCGAAUCGUGUUAUGGAAUGUUCGCCUGAACAACUUGUGCCGCUCGGCACGAACGUUGACCCAAAAUACCAAGGAUGCUCUCUUCCUGGUUCUCAGUUGGGUAGUAAUACCGUGUCCGGAGCCCGAUACCUAGACUUUUCAUUUCAAUUUUCCCGGAGCCAUUUGUGGCGUAACUUUGGGAUCGUAGUCGCCUUCACAAUCGCGUACAUUGCAAUCACGGCAAUCGCUGCUGAAGUCUUCCCAUUUACAACAGGAGGAGGCGGUGCAUUGAUAUUCAAAAAAUCCAAGAGAACAGAAGCAUUGUCCAAGCUUCAGCAGAAAAGCGAAUCCCAAGAUGAAGAGACGGGAAAGAUCGAGAGGAUUGGAAAUGUUGGCGGGGUUGCCACUCGAAGGUCUUCCGCCACUGCCAACAACGAGAAUGGUAGUUUUACAAAACUUUCGACCAGUGAUAGGGUUUUCACUUGGUCCGACGUUGAAUAUACGGUACCUUAUGGGAAUGGUGAGCGGAAACUCCUUAACAAGGUAACUGGUUAUGUAAAACCGGGAAGUAUGAUUGCUUUGAUGGGCGCGUCUGGCUCAGGAAAGACAACGCUCCUCAACACUCUAGCGCAGCGACAGAGAAUCGGUGUUGUGUCUGGUGAGAUGCUUGUUGAUGGGCGAGCUCUUCCUCCAGAUUUCCAAAGAGGAACCGGUUUCUGUGAACAGAUGGAUAUCCACGACACCACUGCCACCAUUAGAGAGGCGUUGGAAUUUUCAGCGAUCUUGCGACAAGACAGAAUCAUUCCCCGCGAGGAAAAAAUUGCGUAUGUUGAUCAGGUCAUCAGUUUGUUGGAACUUGAUGAUAUCCAGGAUGCCAUCAUCGGUUCACUUGGCGUUGAGCAAAGGAAGCGAUUAACAAUCGGAGUUGAACUGGCAGCCAAACCGAGCUUACUGCUGUUUUUAGACGAACCUACUAGCGGACUGGACAGCCAGGCAGCUUUUUCUAUCAUCAGAUUCCUGAAAAAGCUAUCCCAGGCGGGGCAAGCUAUUAUUUGCACCAUUCAUCAACCAUCUUCACUCCUAAUUCAGCAAUUUGAUACCAUCCUUGCCCUAAACCCCGAGGGAAAUACCUUUUAUUUCGGGCCUGUUGGUGAGAACGGCCGUGCCGUCGUUGAUUAUUUCGCGGAGAGAGGCGUCGUUUGUCCUGACAAUAAGAACGUCGCGGAAUUCAUCCUGGAGACUGCCGCGAAGGGCCGUAGGAGCAACGGGAAACGAAUUGAUUGGAAUGAGGAGUGGCGAAACUCGAAAGAGCUUGCCCAACUCAAGACGGAGCUGCAGGAAAUCAACCUCGAGCGAAGCCAACGCCCGCUCUUGGAGACUUCUGGCUCGCAGUAUGAAUAUGCCGCCCCCGUUGCUCUACAGUGUUGGAUGCUCACAAAACGAUUAUUUGUCAACUACUGGAGAGAUUCUUCGUAUAUUUAUGGAAAGCUCUUCAUCAGUGUCAUCCUUGGUAUUUUCAAUGGCUUUACUUACUGGCAAUUGGGAAAUACCAUAUCUAGCAUGCAAAACCGAAUGUUCUCCAUUUUCCUGAUCAUCCUGCUCCCGCCAGUUUUCAUGAAUGGUGUUGUCCCAAAGUUCUUCAUGAACAGAAUGCUCUGGGAGGCGCGAGAGCAACCGAGCCGAAUCUACGGCUGGGUGGCAUUCUGUACAGCGAACGUCGUCUGUGAGAUUCCAGCAGCUGUAGUUACCAGUGUUGUCUAUUGGGUUCUCUGGUACUUUGCGACUGGUCUGCCCACCGACUCAAGCACAUCCGGCUAUGUGUUCUUAAUGUCCAUGCUUUUCUUCUUCUUCCAAGCCAGCUGGGGACAGUGGAUCUGCGCGUUCGCACCCUCGUUCACCGUUAUAGGAAAUGUCCUCCCAUUUUUCUUCGUAAUGGUGAACCUCUUCAACGGCGUCGUGCGCCCUUAUUUCGUCCUUCCAGCUUUCUGGCGCUUCUGGAUCUACUAUGCAAACCCAACCACAUGGUGGCUCCGGGGUGUGCUGUCUGCUACCCUCCCGGACACACAGGUCGUCUGUUCCCCCGCCGAGCUCACCCACUUCAACCCGCCCCCUGGUCAAACCUGCAUUGAGUACGCGGGUAACUUCAUCUCCUCCAUCGCGCGAUCAGGCUACCUUACCAACCCCAACGCGAUAGCUGACUGCAGCUACUGCGCAUACUCAAACGGAGCGGAAUAUAUGCGCACUCUGAACGUGCACGACGGUGAUAAAUGGAAGGGUUUCGGGAUCUUCUUAGCAUUUGUGGUGAUUAACUGGGCGCUGGUAUACUUUAUGAUAUAUACAGUGAGGGUUAAGGGGUGGACGUUUGGCUUUGGGACGGCGGUCGGUCUCGUCGAGAAGGGGAUCUCCUGGGUGGAAGGGUUGACGAGGUCGGUAAAGGCGAAAGAGGAUGGUGUGGGCGAGGGGAAAAUCGAGCAAGCGAGCUGAAAGGGGAAAGAUGCCAUUGGAGAGGGUACGUGAGGAUCUUGUGGAUGACUUUUAAUGAUAAUUUACUAGAAUUUCUAAUUCCUUUUUGUUGUUUUGAUUCGGGAUGAGAAUUGUGGUUUGCAUCUUUUUUAGACUGUGCUGGCGUUCUUUUAUUGUUUUAACUUUUUUUAUUUUUUUAUUUUUUUAUUUUUAUUUUUAUUUUUUUUUCUUAAUUACUGCAAAUAAAAAAUAAUGAAUAUAGAAACAACAAAUAAUGAAAACAAGCGAACAAACAAAACUUUCAACUUCGGUUUUCUCGCUGUUGCUGC
Molecule: messenger RNA, 6371 nt
Organism: Blastomyces dermatitidis ER-3
Lineage: Eukaryota; Fungi; Ascomycota; Eurotiomycetes; Onygenales; Ajellomycetaceae
Product: ATPase
Exons: 8
Coding region: 1396-6063 (1555 amino acids)
Biological process (GO): transmembrane transport
Cellular component (GO): membrane
Molecular function (GO): ABC-type transporter activity; ATP binding; ATP hydrolysis activity
Source: RefSeq, a predicted model, not a curated record